This is a messenger RNA of Pseudozyma flocculosa PF-1, 1884 nucleotides long. RefSeq lists its product as uncharacterized. Gene Ontology annotation, molecular function: iron ion transmembrane transporter activity. Gene Ontology annotation, cellular component: membrane. The coding region runs from base 1 to 1884 and encodes 627 amino acids. The record is from RefSeq and is a predicted model, not a curated record. NCBI's taxonomy places the organism in Eukaryota, Fungi, Basidiomycota, Ustilaginomycetes, Ustilaginales, Ustilaginaceae. Gene Ontology annotation, biological process: iron ion transmembrane transport. The transcript has a single exon.
AUGUCGACCUCGACAGCCACCGCCACCGCCACCGUGGUCGCCACUGCGCCCGGCGCGGUGCCAUCUGAUCGACCCAACGAGGCCAUCGAGCUGCAGCCUCUUCCCUCGAUCCAGAGCUCCCACCGGCCGCACCGCGAUUCUGUCAACUACACCGGACCAGCCACCGGCAGCGAAGUCGACGCCGACGCCGACGCCGACGACGACGACGGUGGCGACCGCUCGGGCGCUGCGCCGGCCUCGGGUGGCCGCGACAUUGACCUGCGCGGCAUGACGCUGCUCGCCGUGCAGCACGCCUCGUCGUCGUGGGGCUACCGCUCCGCCGAGUUUGCCUACCCGCUCUACAUGGUCCGGCUCUUCACCAACACGCUGCUGCCGGCGUCGGUGUACGGCUUCAUCACGACGGGCGCGGCCAUCAUCUUUUCCAACGCCGUGGGCCGCUCCAUCGACCGGUACUCGCACACCAAGCUGCGCACCCUGCGCGCCUACAUCCUCGGCCAGAAGGUGCUGGUCGGCGCAUCCUAUGGCCUCUUUCUGCUCCUCUUCCUCGACACGGGCCUCAGCACCGCGGCCGAAAACGGCGGCAAGGGACCGGACGGCCGAGGACCGGGCAACGCCGCCCCGUGGACCGUGUUCGCGGCCAUCACGCUGCUGGGCUGCGGCGUGAUACUGUCCAACGUGGGCGUCAGCGUAGCCGUGGAGCGCGAGUGGGUGCAGAUCAUCUCGCGCGGCUCUGCGGCGCGCCUGACGCGGCUCAACGCCAUCAUGCGCCGCAUCGACCUCCUGACCAAGCUGCUCGCACCGCUCUUUGUCUCGCUCCUCACGACGACCAUCUCGUACCGCUACUCGGUCGUCGUCCUCGUCGCCAUCUGCGGCCUCUCGGCGGCGUUUGAGCUCGUCUUUGUCGGCAUCGUCUACAAGCGCUUCCCCGCGCUCGCCGAUGACGAGGCCAAGGUGGUCAAGCGGCGCAUCGAGCUCGGCAAGGCGGCGGCCUCGGGCGAGGAAGCUGCGGGACAGGCGCCGUCAGCAUCGGCAUCGGCGGCGGCCGCAGCCUCGCCCGCCACGCUUCUACGCAGGCUCCACCCGGCCUCGCUGGUCGUGGCGGUGCGCGACAGCUUCACGGAGCAGUACCGCGACUGGGCGACGUUUGUGCAGAUGCCCGUGUUUAUCACGUCGGUGUGCAUCAGCCUGCUCUACAUGAGCGUGCUGUCGUUUGACCCGACGUUUAUCGCCUACCUCAAGUCGGAGACCGACUACUCGGACGCCUUUGUCGCCGGAAUGCGGGCGGUGGGCGUGGCGUCGGGCCUGCUGGGCACGGUGGUGAUGCCGUGGAUGGAGAAGCGGAUCGGACUGGUGCGGACGGGAUCCUACUCGCUCUGGCAAGAGACGCUGUCGCUGGUGCCGGGCGUCGUGGCGCUCUUCAUCACUGGCGCCAAGAGGCCGUUCAGCAGCGGCAGCGCUGGCAGCAGCAGUGGUACGGCCGUCGACGACGGGUGGCGCCGCUACCGACCGCAGUGGAACACGGCGAUCCUGUUUAGCAGCCUCUCGAUUUCGCGCAUCGGGCUGUGGUCUUUUGAUCUGGCGCAGCUGGCGCUGCUCCAGACGGCGCUCUCGUCGGACCAGGUGCCGCCCUCGGUGGCCGAACGCAAGAAUGCGCUGAUGGCGCUGCAGUUUUCGCUGCAGAACGUCUUUGACCUGGGCCACUACGGCCUGACGCUGGGAUGGAACCGGCCGGACCAGUUCAAGUACGCGGCGGCCACGAGCCUGGGCGCGGUGGGCGCGGCGACGCUGCUCUACACGGUCGGGUACGCCCGUCGGAUCCGCGGGCAUCUGGUCCACUUUGACCGGCACGGCCUCGAGAGGUUGCUGCGCAAAAAGGGCCAGUAG